AUGGCUGCCAUAGCCAGUAAAUUGGGAAGCGCGGCAUUGCCCGGCCUAGCUAACCUUGCAGGAUCCAGUAAACUACUUGCCGUUGGACUUAAUAAUAAGGUACAAGCCUGCACUAUUUACAGUAAAACCUCUGGUAUGCUUGAACCAAGAGCUAAGCCCUGGCCCUACGAGACCCUCGGGUUUAACGCCUGGUAUCAUUACAUUGACGGGACUACCAAGCGGUUUAAUGAUAACAGCAAGAUUAUAGUAGUGGAGGGACCACCAGGACUGCAAAAGACUAAGUUUGCCAAGGAGUUGGCCGACGAACUUGACAUGUUGUUCGUCCCUGGGGCCUCGAUGGACGAGUUCUACACCAACUCCUACGGAUAUGAUCUCAGAGAGUUAGAUCAUCUUUUCCAUUAUACCAAAUGUAAAUCCUACGAUGAGAAGAAGUUUGCCCAGGACCCUAAGGGUCAGGAGGGAGGGUUGGACAGGAUGCAGGAUAAUCUCUGCUGGCUCAGGUUCACUAAGUACACCAAUGCGCUGGCCCAUCUCUUUAACACUGGUCAGGGAAUUGUGACUGAAAAAUCCCCCUACACUGAUCAUGUGUUCACAGAAGCUGCAUACAAGUUUGGAUGGAUAGAUAGGGAAUCAAGAGUAUACUUUAACAAGAUUCGUAAACAAAUUCUACCCCCGCUGCUCCGACCCAACCUAAUUAUCUACCUGGAUGCUCCGGUUGAUGUUGUACAGUCUAAGAUCAGGGAGAGAGCGAAGACGACCCACCCCUGGGAGAAGAACAGCCCUGUGUUUGAGAAUAGGGACUAUCUGAAUCUUGUUUACGAAGAUUUGAUGAAGAAUCAAUAUAUAAAAACAGCAUCAGCCAGCUCUAGGGUGUUGAUGUACGACUGGUCCGAGGGAGGAGAUACCGAGGUUGUUGUUGAGGAUAUUGAGAGAUUAAACAUGGAUUUCUUUGAUAAAUAUGAUAAACAGCAACAAGACUGGAGAAUGCUGAAGGAGGACAAGUACGCUAGAAAGCGUCAGCAGUACACAAACCGGUAUCACAUGGACAGUCAUUACAGGGUUGACUACUUCGAGAUGGACAAGAUUCUUUUUACUCCUGAGGAGAUGAAGGAGUUCCAGUUCCAUGCACACAAGGUUCCAGGAGCAAGGUACCAGCACGGAUACAACGAGGAGCUGGAUGAUAAACCGUCCUGGUUCAAGAUAGGAGCUAAGUUCUCAAGAUUCCAUAAAAACACUCACUACUCCUUGGACUCGCACUUCAUCGACAACGUGGAGUGGGAGCACUACGCGCAGCAGAGGCAGGCCAAACGUGCUGCAGGGGUGGAGAAGUGGUGGCAGUUCUAA
This is a messenger RNA of Eurytemora carolleeae, 1344 nucleotides long. RefSeq names its product NADH dehydrogenase [ubiquinone] 1 alpha subcomplex subunit 10, mitochondrial (gene ND-42). Gene Ontology annotation, cellular component: cytoplasm. The coding region runs from base 1 to 1344 and encodes 447 amino acids. Lineage: Eukaryota; Metazoa; Arthropoda; Copepoda; Calanoida; Temoridae. The transcript is spliced from 12 exons. Gene Ontology annotation, biological process: mitochondrial electron transport, NADH to ubiquinone. The record is from RefSeq and is a predicted model, not a curated record.